This is a messenger RNA of Drosophila guanche, 1549 nucleotides long. Its product is annotated as putative inorganic phosphate cotransporter. The coding region runs from base 61 to 1515 and encodes 484 amino acids. NCBI's taxonomy places the organism in Eukaryota, Metazoa, Arthropoda, Insecta, Diptera, Drosophilidae. Gene Ontology annotation, molecular function: transmembrane transporter activity. Gene Ontology annotation, biological process: monoatomic anion transport; transmembrane transport. Gene Ontology annotation, cellular component: plasma membrane. The transcript is spliced from 4 exons. The record is from RefSeq and is a predicted model, not a curated record.
GGUGCCAACUGGACGGGUCAGUGCGUGGUCGCUGCCACCGGAUUGCACUUGCACUUUGCAAUGACGAUCACGUCGUUUUCCCUGGUGACCAAAGGGCCCGCCCUGGGCGUUCGUCAUCUCCAGGUGCUGUUCCUCUUUACGUGCGCCUCGCUGGUCAUACUCCAGCGGAUGAACAUGAGCGUGGCCAUUGUGGCGAUCACGAAUGCCAACAGCAGCAAUCCAGACUAUCCAGAGUAUCAGCUGACGGAGCAGCAGAAAUCGUACAUCCUGAGCAGCACCUUCUGGGGCUCCUGCUGCACACAGCUGCUGGGCGGCUACUUCUCCAGUCGCUUCGGGGCCAAGAUGCUGCUGUUUGUGAUAUCCCUCGCCACGGCUCUCAUCAGCGUCGCCACGCCCUUCUCCAUUGCCUGGGGUGGCUGGAAGCUGCUCUUCGGGGUGCGUCUCGUUCAGGGCCUCGUCAUAGGCGGCAUGUGGCCCUGCCUGUACACGCACCUGGCCAAAUGGUGUCCCAAAAAGGAACAGAAUCGCUUCGGUGGCAUCAUGACAACUGGCCUGGACUGUGGCACAGCGCUGGGCUUUGCUCUCAGCGGCGCACUGGCCGCCUCGCCACUCGGUUGGCCCAGCUCCUUCUAUAUGCCAGGUUACGUGGGGUUCGCCUGGUGCCUGCUCUGGCUGCGUUAUGGCGCCAAUUCUCCCUCCGAAUCGCAGUUCAUUUCGCUGGCAGAGAGGAAACACAUUGAGUUGUCGCUGGAACAGAGUCAACCUGCCAAGGGCGAGCCACUGGCCGUGCCCUGGCGCCACAUACUGACCUCACGUCCCUUCCUCGUGCUGGCCUUCUGCAAGAUGAGUCAGGCCUGCAGCUUCUACACGUUGAUGCAGCAGGUGCCCCGCUACAUUCAUGGCAUCUUCCGGUACAGCAUCUGGAUGAACGCGCUGCUCUCUGCGCUUCCCUUUGUUAUCAUGCUGAUGUCCUCCUAUGGCUUCAUCUUCCUCGCGGAGUAUCUGACGCGCCGGCGGAACAUUCCCCUGCCAAUUCUGCGCAAAACCAUCAAUUCGUACGCCUCGUGGACUCCCGCCAUCGCCCUGGUGACGCUCACCUACGUCAGCGACCAGAAUGUGGUGGGCAGCAUCUGUUGCCUGAUUGCAGCGGUGGCUGCCAUCUCCGGCCAGGCCAUUGGCAGCUCCCUCAACCACGUGGACCUCGCUCCAAACUUUGCGGGGCUUCUCUUCGGCAUCAGCAACACUUUGAUGUCGGCCGCCGGUGUCAUAUCGCCGCUCAUCAUAGGCUUUGCUGUGUCCGACGAGUCGGAUCGCACGCAAUGGCGCUCUGUUUUUCUGGGCAUUGCCGCCAUUCUGUUUGUGGGCAAUUUGUUGUAUUUGAUUUUUGGCCGAAUGACUGUGCAGCCUUGGAAUGGAUCCAAGCCCCCCGCUGUCACAGGAGCUGCAGCUGAAACCCAAACGGCGGCAGCAGCGCCUGCGGAAGCGCUUUCCAUGGAAAAGUUUAGCUAUUUUUAACAACAAUUCGAAUCAGAAAACGCGCCUCACAAAU